CUGAGCUCAAAAUGUACCGUGGAGGCUCCUACAGAAUGAGGAUUUAUGAGAGGCCUGAUUUUGGAGGACAGAUGAUGGAAUUCAUGGAUGACUGUCCAUCUGUCUACAAUCGUUUCCGUUACCGUGACAUCCACUCCUGCCAUGUGAUGGACGGUUACUGGACCUUCUAUGAACACCCCAACUACAGAGGGCGACAGUACUUCAUGAGACCCGGUGAAUACAGGAGAUACAGUGACUGGGGAGGCUACAGCUCAGCUAUUGGAUCUUUCAGGCGAAUGAGAGAUUUUUAACUUCUUAAAAAUUAGAUUUUGCUAAAUUAAAAUA
Molecule: messenger RNA, 324 nt
Organism: Chiloscyllium plagiosum (whitespotted bambooshark)
Lineage: Eukaryota; Metazoa; Chordata; Chondrichthyes; Orectolobiformes; Hemiscylliidae
Source: RefSeq, a predicted model, not a curated record